GGAGGAGCCUAUGUGACGUCACCGCACACCUCUCUUCCCGUGUCGUCACAUCCGGUCGUUCUCUUUCGGCGCCGCGAUCUUUUGGCGCCUCAUCUCUUUUUCCGCUGCGGCGGCUUCCGGUGCUGGCAGCACUGCUGACAUUGUGCCACUGGGGUGUUUCCACAUUUACCUGCUGGUCUGCUUUCUCUGACUACAGAAAUGGAUGACGGUACUCCCCAUGUAGACACAAUCGAUGUUUACAUCGAGCCUGACCCAGAGGAGGUAGAAGAGAAGAAGAAAAGGCAGGUGAAGAGACCCCGCAGGGACGAGCCUGCAGAUGAGGAGGGGGAAGAUGAUGAUGAAAGCGCUGAAGAUGAUGAUAAUGACAGUGACUACUCUCCCCCGACCCAUGGCAGGAAUCUGAGAAGACGCCGACAAUAUUAUUGCUCUGAGUGCGAGAAAUGCUACAAGCACAGCGCCGCUCUAGAAGCCCACCGCAAGAGCCACAAAGCUGGCGACAAGACCUUCAAGUGCGAUGUCUGCGAUGCCCGCUUCAGUCUAAAGUCUGACCUAACUGCUCACCGCACCAAGCAUGUCACCAAUAACCGCGUGGAGAGCCCUCACACCAGUAUGUCCCCGACUGAAAGCUCCAAUUCUAGUGGAAGCAGCAGCCCCCUCCUGGAAGGGAAACUUCACCCAUGCAAGUUCUGCGAGAAAAAGUUCAGGGACAAGUCCAUUCUGGAAGCCCACCAGAGGAUCCACACCGGGAAGCUUGCCUAUCCUUGUCCGGUGUGUGACGAAAGUUUCUCCAAGCCGGCUCUACUUGCGGCUCACAGCAACAUCCACCGAGAGGGAAAGCCCUUCCAUUGUGACCAGUGUGACAAGAAGUUCAACGACCAGUCUCUCCUGGUCGCCCACAAGAGAACCCACACUGGGGAGAAGCCUCAGAAAUGCAACCAUUGCAACAAAUGGUUCCCCAACCGCAGCAGCCUGGAGGCCCACGGAGAGUGUCAUCUGAAGCCCAAGCCGUACAAGUGCCGACACUGCGAUAAGAGCUUCAACGACAAGUCCUUGCUCAUCACUCACGAGGGAGUGCACACAGACACUAAGCCCUUCAAGUGCUCUCAGUGCAACGAGAGCUUCUUCCUGAAGACGCAGCUGGUGUCUCACCAGGCGGCACAUGCCCCCGACAAGCCCUUUCCAUGCAGCCAGUGCGACAGGAGCUUCAACAAAGAGGAGACAUUACAGGCUCAUAUCCGGGUCCACAACCUGCAGAGCGCGGAAAAGCCAAAGUCUCAUAAUUAGCUGUUUUUAAGAAUAGAAUUUACACUUCAAUGUUUGUUUUUAAAAUUUCAAGCUGACCCCCUUUACUGCUUCCAGCUGAGCCCCAGAUUGGCGUUCUCCAACGUUCUUUAUAUUAUGGCCACAUUGUCAUUCUCACAGCUAUCAAAAGGGAUGUUCCACGCCUAUAAGAUUACAUUGUGAAUAUAGUACAAAUGUAUAUAUCAUGCUCCAUAGAAGAAUGUUGGGGUAAGAUCGUCUGCCACAAUAAUCUGGAGACUUCUGCAUGCAAGCCAGCGCCAAAGUGCUGGACCUCCCUGCCGGAUGGAUGGGGGCGACAUGUGCGGCGGCUGCAUCUCUGAAGUGAUGGGGGUCCUGGGAUCACGUUUAGGAAAAGAACUAUACGCACGGGAUAGAUAGCCUUUACGUUGUCAGAUAUAUCAGUCUGCACAGUCCCUGUGCCUUGCUGGGUUUCUUCCCUUUUGUCUGUGGGCAUAGUUCUCUCGGACCAUCUGUCCUGGUGUACAUACCGCCUGAUUGCUACCAUGUUCAUUCUCCUUCCACCGCCUGCUCUGCAGCAGACCGAUGCGCCUCGCACUGCGCAUUGCACUGCUCAGAUGCUGGUGACCGUGGGCUCUGGUAAAAUACUAGUUGGUAAACUUAGCUCUUUUUUCUUAAGUUUUAAAUUUGUCUUUUCGGUCUGUAUAAAAUGAAAUGUUUUGUCCUGCAGUUUCAUCCUGUCGUAGUUUAAGCAGCCGUUACGUUGGAAAUACAGAGCUUUUUUCAUUUUGAAAUAAAGACGUGUAACAUUAACAAA
Pseudophryne corroboree (corroboree frog) is the source of this 2077-nucleotide messenger RNA. RefSeq names its product gastrula zinc finger protein XlCGF8.2DB-like. The record is from RefSeq and is a predicted model, not a curated record. NCBI's taxonomy places the organism in Eukaryota, Metazoa, Chordata, Amphibia, Anura, Myobatrachidae. Gene Ontology annotation, cellular component: nucleus. The transcript is spliced from 3 exons. Gene Ontology annotation, biological process: regulation of gene expression. The coding region runs from base 199 to 1284 and encodes 361 amino acids.